Molecule: messenger RNA, 1518 nt
Organism: Clonostachys rhizophaga
Lineage: Eukaryota; Fungi; Ascomycota; Sordariomycetes; Hypocreales; Bionectriaceae
Source: the annotation of a GenBank genome assembly
AUGGUCCAGGGACGGGUGCUGGUUGUGGCCGGCUCGGACAGCUCUGGCGGGGCUGGCCUCGAAGCCGACCAAAAGGUCAUCGCCGCUCAUGGCUGCUAUGCCAUGACGGCGACCACGGCCUUGACGGCGCAAAACACCAAGGGCGUCCAGAACAUACAUGUCAUCCCCCCUAGCUUUGUGCAGAAGCAGAUCGAGGCCAGCCUGGACGACAUUGGUGCCGAUGUGCUGAAGACGGGGAUGCUAGCGACGGCGGAGACGAUAGAGAUGGUGUCGAAGGUUGUGUCAAAGUAUCAAAUUCCAUCUUUAGUGAUUGAUCCGGUCAUGGUCUCAACCUCGGGCGCUCAGCUCCUGCCCCAUCAGGCUGUCCAGCAUCUUACGAAGUAUCUGCUUCCUCAUACUACAGUACUGACUCCUAACAUUCCCGAAGCGAAGCUCAUUCUCUCCGAAGCCGGCCAGCCAGAACAAGAAAUUACUUGUGUGGAAGAUCUGGAGGCUAUUGCUCGCAAGAUCCGGGCCCUUGGACCAAAAUGGGUGCUUGUCAAGGGCGGGCAUCUACCUUUUGGUAAGGACCUGAAGAUUGGAGAGAAAGAGGUGGUCGUGGAUGUCCUUGUUGGACCUGCGGACGAAGAUGUGGUGAGAGUCCAGAGCCCCUAUCAAGAGAGCGUCCAUACACAUGGAACAGGCUGCUCUCUAGCUUCUGCAAUUGCCUCGGGUCUUGCCAAAGGACUUGAUGUUCCUUCGGCCGUGAGGUCUGCAUGCCGUUACAUUGAGGCCGGUAUCAGGACAGCGCCUGGGCUUGGGGGCGGGCAUGGGCCGCUCAACCACUUUCACUCUACUUACACUCUCCCCUUCUCUCCUGGCUACUUCAUUGAGUACUUGCUCAACCGUCCCGAUGUCAAAGACGUAUGGAAAACAUUUCGUCACCACCCGUUCGUGAUGGCCAUGGGAGAUGGCACUCUUCCUGUUGAUUCUUUCAAAGGCUACAUGGUGCAGGACUACCUCUAUCUAAUCCAAUUUUCAAGGGCAAAUGCGUUAUCAGCAUACAAGUCCAACAAUCUUCCAGAUAUCGCAAGAGCAGCACAACUUGUUACCCACACCACUCACGAAACGAAACUGCACAUCAAGUACUGCGAAUCUUUCGGUAUCCCACUUGCACAGAUACUAAGUACUGAGGAGCAUCAAGCGUGUACGGCUUACACCCGUUACGUUCUCGAUAUUGGGCAGAGUGAGGACUGGCUUGCACUUCAGUUGGCCAUGGCGCCCUGUUUUCUGGGCUAUUUCGCCGUUGCCGAGAUGUUGCGCGAUCAUCACAAGACGGUGCGUGAGAACAAUACGUACUGGGAUUGGAUCGAGUUCUACGUCGGUGCAGAGUAUACAGAGGCCGUGAGACUCGGUUCCGAGUUGAUAGAGAAACAUAUAUUACUUCAGUCUCCGUCAAGGAUAGAAGAACUUGUCAAGAUUUUCAUCCACGCUACCAAGAUGGAAAUUGGUUUCUGGGAGAUGUAUCCCUCCAAGUAA